Spirodela intermedia is the source of this 2180-nucleotide messenger RNA. Lineage: Eukaryota; Viridiplantae; Streptophyta; Magnoliopsida; Alismatales; Araceae. The record is from the annotation of a GenBank genome assembly.
AUGGCGAACCUCACUCAGGAUAUUACGCAGAUCGACAUUUCUGAAGAGGUGCGGUGGGUUUGGGUAUCCAUCUUCGUCACUCAUUUCUGGGAAAUGAGUUCAUAUAUUUACCCCAGUUGUGUUCUUUCUUGCAGGAAAAGGACAAACUUGUUGCGGAUGUUAUUCGGAGUAUCCUAUUCAAGACGCACCAAUCAUCUGGAUGCCCAAUAAAAAGGGACGAACUGACUCAUCUGAUAACAAAGAACUAUCGUCAGAGAUUGCUCCCUGCAUUCGUCAUAAAUGAGGCCCGAAACAAGCUUACUAGCAUUUUUGGAUACGAGAUGAGGGAACUCCAUAGAAUUCGCUCUUCCUCAACCAAGCAGCGGCACUCUUCUCAACAAAGUGUGCAUCUGUUAUUACUGGUCAUCUUCUAUUUUCCAUGGAUGUCUCUUGACAUGCGAAAGUUAGAAUAUGGCAUGGAGAAAGAAACUUGCAAAUGUUGGGAUUUAUUUUCAUAGUGACCCAUAGAUACCCUGAAUGUAAAACAUGGGGUCCCAUUUUUGAUAUUUGAAUGCCCUUCUUGGAUUUUGCAUCAACGAAGAUAUAUACACAUAAGUCAUGGAUAUACGCAUAAGAUAUACUUUUUUUUAAUAAUUUUUUGAGGAAGAGUGCAUGUUGUUGAUUUCAGGUGCUGGAGAACUAAAGUCAUACGUAGUUGUAAGUAAACUACCUGCUGAAGUUUAUCUCAAAUAUGUGGAAAAUAAAGAGAAUGCACACAUCACUGGAUUUAUCUUUGCUGUGGUUAGUGUCGUUCAUCUUGCUGGAGGCAAAAUCCCAUCAGGUAUGCAUAUCAUCAGUCACUUGUCAAUUAGACAAGGUAGGUUAGGUUUCAACUUGAUUAAAAUUAUUUGCUGCAGAAAGCUUGUGGUAUCAUCUAAGGCGUCUGGGAUUAGAUGAGAAUGAUGAAAAUCACUCACUCUUUGGCAACAUAAAGCACACAUUGGAGUCUCUUGUCCAGCAAAGGUUAUAGAUAUCUGAAACUCAUGUACUCACCAGAUUUUGUAUUAUAUCAUGGUGCAUUAAAGUUCCUAUGCGGAUUAGGCUUUCCCAAAUGUACACGUCACUGAGAAAUAUUAUCUGUUUAAGACGUUUCCUGAGUUAUCAUCAGUUCUAUGUAGGUACUUGCAGAAGGAGAAGUGUGAUGGCCAAGACAGCAAUGCCAUGAUAUAUGCACUCGCUGAGAGAGCAUUGGACCCAUCCUUCAAUGAGAAACUAAAAGACUACAUAGGACAGGUAGAUUAUUCAAAAUUUAGAGUCCCCCAUAAGAUUCUAUUCACUGUGCUAUUGUUGCCAGAAUCGUGGCUACAUUAUUAUUUUUUUUUCAUCCAUCCAUCAACUACGCUAUGGAUCAAUUUUUUCAUCUGAACUUCAGUUUGCUGCUGCUGAUUAGAAUUAGCCUGUGGUUUUUCAAUGAUGACUUCCUUGACAUACUACAGUUUAAGGAAAAAGGAUUACUAUUUGCCUUUCUGGCGUUAAAAUGAAUCAACCUCCUCUAAAAUUUAGCAUUGCGGAGGAAACCAGCUGUGUGGUAGGUUUGUCAGUACUAAAUGAAGUCUCAUUGCUAGUAAUCCUGACUAUAGCUGUGCUGGCCACAUCUGGAUCAUCCAAUGCCCGGGUGUGAGGGAUAAAGAAGAUUUCCCCAAAGGUGUGAUAAUGAGGGACUAGGAGGCGGUGACAUCUUUGGUUGCUAAGAUUUUAUCUCAGGCUUCUCAUUCUCGUCCAGUAAGGGUAUUGCAUAGUGGUCAUCAAUUGUCUACCAAUGCAUGGUAUCCACAGAUCAAAGACCGUUGCUCAAUACAAGUUAUAUAGCUUAUUAAGUUUAUCACAUCUACCCAUGCUCUUAUCUAACAUCAAACCUUGGUGUACUUCUAAUCUUCCAAGAAUUUCUAUAUGUGCCUUGGAGCCAAGUUUUAGUAUUGCUUGAUGCAAUUAAUCUGAUCCAAUGAUCUCAUAGCAUAGUUUAUGCCUAGUGCGAAUGCCAGUCAGAAUUUCGAAAAUGAGACUUAAAUACAUUUUGCCGUUUCUAGAUUAUAUUCUUUCACUAGCUUUUAUGUAGUAUAUUAUCUUACCAAUUUUAGUUUACCUUUGUUCUUUUAAUUCAGAUAGCAAAUAUAGACAUUGCUGCCGACGUCAACAACUAA